Molecule: messenger RNA, 2863 nt
Organism: Aplysia californica (California sea hare)
Lineage: Eukaryota; Metazoa; Mollusca; Gastropoda; Aplysiida; Aplysiidae
Exons: 4
Coding region: 311-2863 (850 amino acids)
Molecular function (GO): Notch binding
Source: RefSeq, a predicted model, not a curated record
GAAAAUGGGCUAAAGGCAAUGUAGAACAAGACCCACGAAGGGCUGUAAGAAUCCACUACAGCCUUUGGUUUGUGUUGCUAUGUGACCCAUAAACCUUGUGUUGGACCAAUAGUUUCGAGGAUUAUGAUAAUAUCAUUCUCUGGUGGUUUGGAUACUGAAGUGUAGGUCUUGUUAACAGGCGACCUUCGAUGUUCACAAUUCUUGCCUCGGAAGUUCUGAGAUUACAGAAGUCUAUUGAGGUCACUGCAAAACAGAGCGUCCUUCAUCAACCAGACACAACAAGCGUCAACAGUGAGACAUUUUUCAUACAAUGCCUGAGACGUCACAAAAUAUGUUCCACCCGUCUCUAUAUCCUGGAAAAGUUGUAAACAACAUAGUAAACAAACAAGUAAUUAUUUAUGCGAUACUAAUGAUCACAACAGCGAAUGGUCAGAUGAACGACUUUUACCGCGAUCUACAGUCUUUGUUCUCUUCUUCUGUACUCGAUUUUACUACGCCAGAGCCCAAAAUAUUCAAAGACCCUUACAGCUUCAAAACUUCGGAGCAACAGCAUAACUUAUUUGAUGGAAAAAACGGAAAAGGUUUGGGCAGUUCAAAACCCACAUCCAGCUCCGGAUCGGAAACUGGUCCAUCUUUUAUGGACGUUAAUUCCUGGUCAUCUAUACCAACAGAAUUCUUCGGUUCAGCGCCAGAUGCACCUGAGAGUAGACAUAACGCUAUUCAUCAGGUUUCCAGCUUCCUUGGAGGUACUCACAACUAUACCGACACAAACAACAAUGGAGAGAUCAGUGUUCCGGAACCACAGAACGAGGAGCUUGCACCAGCCGAUGGACAAGGCGCUGGAGAAGUAUUUCUUCCCUUGGCGGACCACUCCCCAGGAUCGACGUUUGUCGACAACCCACACGUACUCUACGACUGGUCAGCCCCUCCUGUGAGCAAAGACACUUUCCAGUACCCAGAUGAACCACAACCGCCAGUCCAGCUUUUCUCCAAUGGUGAAUCUAUGGCGAAAGCUAUUUUGGAAGGGAAAGUUCAAAGAUGGAGCUGGAAUUAUUCAAUGACCACGUUUGGAGGCGAAAUGGGGGACCAGGGAGUCGGAGAGAAAUACUACGGCUCCAUGACCUGCUGCCAACGGUUGCCCUACAUCUGUGGUGUGGAUGGCAUGUGUGUUCUCGACAAAGCCCAGUGUCAAGAGUUUUGCGUGUGCGCUUUGAACCCAACCGCUCCCCAUUGCCUCAAAACGAUUCCAAGAAUAGUACGGACCAUGAGGAUGCUUGAAAGAAAAAUACUGGCCAAAAUAGCAAAACGUUUGAAUAUUUCAUACACAACAAUAGCGCUCCCUCUUCCGGAAAUUUUCAGCACGACCACUCCAGCAAGGCCAACAACUGUACGGCCAGUGCCCCAGUCUAUAACAAUCCCGCCGCCAAAAAGGAGAAAACCUGCGCGAAAUCUCUCACGAGUGGCGAGCAGGCCCUCCGUCGCCAGAACACAAUUUUGGUCACUUUUCAAACAUGCGACGGCCCGUCCUUCGACUACAACCGCCCCUGCAGACACAACGGAACAUACGACAGAACCCAUCCCAACAGCUGAGGUACCAGUACCAGUCACGACAGAUACCACUGUGGGAGAAAACUCGUGGGGCGAGCAGACAGCAGGAGAUCUUCAGAAGAAAAACCCACAUCAAGCAAGUGUUUCAGCCUCAACAAUUACCACAGAGACAAUAAAGCAGCCUCUGGUUUUCACCCGUACGUCGAAAGCAAAAACCACUGUUUUACCUACGACAUCAAGAACACCAGAGUCCACUUCCAGUUCUUCUGAGAACACAUUCAUAAGCAGCACCGAUUCAUCACAUCGAUUUAGUCCUUCAACCACGGCUAAAACUACGGACAGAUCAUCUACAGAAACAACCAUAUCACCAAGCACUGCAUCAUUAAAACGUACUCGUCGCAUCGGUUCUACCAACGCAACAAAUCCCACCGUUCAAACGACUACAUCUGUAAAUCCAAAGACGACAUCUGCAACUCGUCUGCUUUCUACAAACACAGUACAACCUCGUAUUCUUCUAUCAACAACUAUUACAAACACUCGGAGAGAUAGGCAGGAUAUGACAGGGUCAACGAGUACUCAGUUUGCCCUAAACAGCGAAACCUUCGUACCUUCAACAUCGCCAACAGAUAUUCCAGGCAAAGACACCUCCACCACAGUACUACCCACAAGCCUUGCAAGUACGACAGAAGCCACCGCUCUUACUUCAAAUAGUACCCCUCAAAAUGUUGCAAGGACAACAGCGUUGCCGUUCACCUUCAGCAACAGAAACCGUGCAGCAUCUACAUCUCCAAACCUCGUAGAUCAGGGAAAAGAGAUGGAGCUAUUUUCUUGGUUCUCAUCAAACAACCUGUUCAGCACCCUGGAUGCUCCCACGGCCCCUUCUACCUCUCCUGGAGACAACACAACGGCUGCGACACGCAGAGACGAGUAUUAUCCGCCCUGUGCCGAUGACUGCCAAGAGCAGGGAGGAACUUGUGUCCUAGGGGACGACUUCAAACCGCAAUGCGUCAAGGUGAACCAAGACGCUUGUGAUCACUUCCGAUGCUUCAACGGAGACUGUGUAUCCACCGACGGCCUGUACUCGUGCGAGUGUCAUCAGAACUGGACUGGCAUCUUCUGCGAUGAGCCCUGCUCGGUGGACUGUGGUCAGCACGGCUACUGUGGUCGAGUAGACGAAAACAACACCAUCGGCUGCAUCUGCCACUGGAACUAUACUGGACCUUUCUGCAAGGAGGAGAAACAGGUGGUCACCAUCCGAACAGGUAUGUGGGAAUACAGCUCAUCCGUUCUUCGUGUUUUACUAUCCCUUGACUAA